GGAGUAAAAAGUAACAACAUCUAAUUUAAUUUGUGCAUCGGCCAGGAUGCAGAAAUCGGGCUCCGACGAGGGAGCCUCUGGUGGCCAGCCGGAGGAGUCGCCGCCGGCUCCCUCCCAGAAAUCCAUCGAUACCGGCAACGGCGCCGAGUUUCAAAUCAGUUUGAACGAGUUCCUAGAGUUUUUGAAACUAUCCUGUCAUGUGAACGAUAUGAUAGCGAAGGCCGACAUGGGGAAACCACACACUAGGGAACCGGUGCCGCCAAUGGAGGGCAAUGCCCCCACAUCCAAGAGAACUUCGAAAAAGGACGAGUUCGACUUUGCGCAACUGGCGGAGAAUCCGCUGGUCAACGAGCUUCUCGGCCUGCGACGUCCGUCACGGAAUUCCAGUAUACGCCACACGGACGAGAGUCGCUCCAGUUUGCUCCAGGAGGCGAAAUCCAGUGUACUGCGUUCGGGACACAGUCACCACAGCCGCACAUCCCGUCCAGAGUCCACCUACCGGGGAUUGCAUCCCAAAUUGGGCGAGCAACUGGAUGCUGCCAUCAACGAGGGCGUCCUCGACUCGGUGCUGUCCUUCAUUUGCCCGGUUCCGCUGCCCACUCAGCUCCAGAAUGGCAGGAAUAAGCCCAAGCAGCUGCAGCCCCCGAAGGAGCUUCUCACCCAGACAUCGCCCACUCCCACUCCGAAUCCUGUUCCACCCGCUGCUCCCCUUACCUCCGGAGCAUCCAAAUCUAUGAUGGAGCUGGGCCACUCGCAUGCUCCUCUGUCUGCAGCUACUCCCUCGGCCCCUUGCCUCCAGCAGGCUCAUCCCGGUGGAGAUGCUCUGCAUCAGGAUCAGAUAACCAAUAGCAUGGUGCGGGCGCUGAUCAAGGAGCCGACUCCCAAGCCGAUUGGAUUGAACGCCGGUAGACGCAAAUCCCUACUGCUGGUUAAGGACAGUAAGCAUGCCAGGCAGGAAAGAAAAGAACCCGAAGUGGUGAUCCAUGUCUGCGAUGAGGUGAAGAACACCUCGAAGGACUUCACCUGCCCGCAACAUCUGCUGGUGACCAAAAUGGGCUACUUUGCGGAUGUGACCGCCGGCCAACGGCUGGAGGAGAUGGACAUAUCGGUGCACUGCGACAUCCUCAUAUUUGACUGGCUGAUGAAGUGGAUCAAGCACAGUGCCCAGAGCCAGGAUCUCCCCGUUUCCGGCCAGAGCAGCGGUCCGCAGUUGGAUGGCAACAAUGUGGUGCCCAUUUUGGUGUCGGCCAGCUUUCUGCAGAUGGAACCGCUGCUUCUCGAGUGCCUGGCCUUCUGUCAUGCCCAUCUCAGCGAGGUGGUCCGCACAUCCACGAAUCUCUCGUGUCUGAACGAUGCAUUGGUCACCCGACUGGCGGCCAUGUUCACGAAUCUGGAGCUGGAGAUGGUGAGGGAUAAAAAGGAGCGAGUGACACCGCGCCUGUGGACCAAGUUGAUACAGUCGCUCUGCGAACCCGAUCCGGAAGCUCUGAGGGGACAUUUCUAUAGCAUGUCCGGGCUAUUUCGCUGCUCCCGCUGCUUCAAUUGCGUGACCAACACCAUGAAAUCCUAUGUGAGCUGUGUGCCCAGCAACAUCCGGCUGAAUCGCUGGGGUCAACUGAUGAGCCACCAUGUGCGGGAUGCCAACUGGGACCUAAACGUCUAUAUCGUUCAGUUGUUCAAGGAGCUCAAGUCGUGGCGGAAAGUGUAUUGGAAGCUAUGGGGUCACUGCCAUUAUCUGUACUGCUGCACUUGCGAGGCUCACUUUCCGGUCUACCAGAUGCACUGGUGUCGCUUUCAUCCGGAGGCACCCAACUUCCUGGGACCCGUGGGCAAUGCUGGACCCGCUGGACGAUUUUCCUGCUGUGGUCAGCAGGCCUUCCGCUACGAGACGCUGCCGGGACCAAAUGGCUGCCAGUUCCGCGAACACAGCGUCCUGGUGGAGACGGAUCGUGAGCGGGCCAUCCUGGCCAUUGCUCAGUUGGUGGGCGAGAACUAUGCUCUCUGCGAACAGGCACCUCUGAGGAUCCAGGAACUAGCAGCCGCCGGCGAGAUCAGUCCCAGUUGGCAGGGAAUCUCCUUGACUCCCCAGAGAUGUCGCCAAGGUCUGCUGCCACAGCUCUGCAUGGACAGUGUGCUGAAAAGGGUAACAAACCACCGGGUGAGCCGUAGGAUGCGUGGAUCGCGCUAUCAAAUGGACACCAGCACCGAUUCCGAGACGACGUCCACCAGUGAAGAUGAUGCUCGAUGUCUGCGUCCGCGCAUGCGCAACGUUCACGAUGACGACGAGGAUUACAGCUCCAGCAGUGAUGGCUGCGAGUCGGAGCAUCGUCCGCCACCUAGGAAGGCACGUGGCAAAAAGUCACGAAAGCGUCCCACCGAUGUCUCGGGCCGUUUUUGGUCUGGUGAGCUAUCGGCCCGCAGCAACCAGGAUCAUCAGCGGGAUUUCGAGGAGAAGAUCAUGAAACAGGUGGCCAAUUAUGUUACCAAGAAGACCGGAACGGAUCAGUGCCUUGUCCAGAAUGCCCAACCACUGGGCGGCUCCUAUGUCCGCCUCGAAUGCGAGUGGAAGGAGAUGCUGAAGCAGCGCCACAGCCAUCACAAUAUCCAGGGAGCCAAUGCCACUGGCCUCUCGUUGCCCCAAAGCAGCAACACCUGCAUGGGAUCCGCAAUCGCCACGGGUGGAUCCUCCGUUUCCGUCAUGUCCAAGCAGAAGCACAAGUAGAAAUUCGUUUUCUUUGCAUUCGCCAGCAAAGAUCGUAGACCAAAUAUUUAGUCACAGAUUAUUAGUAAAAUAUUUAGCGCAAAUCAUAAAUAUUUAAUU
This is a messenger RNA of Drosophila rhopaloa, 2821 nucleotides long. RefSeq lists its product as uncharacterized. The transcript is spliced from 6 exons. The record is from RefSeq and is a predicted model, not a curated record. The coding region runs from base 47 to 2722 and encodes 891 amino acids. Lineage: Eukaryota; Metazoa; Arthropoda; Insecta; Diptera; Drosophilidae.